Aspergillus novofumigatus IBT 16806 is the source of this 1992-nucleotide messenger RNA. RefSeq lists its product as uncharacterized. The transcript is spliced from 4 exons. The record is from RefSeq and is a predicted model, not a curated record. Bases 410 to 1669 code for a protein of 419 amino acids. Lineage: Eukaryota; Fungi; Ascomycota; Eurotiomycetes; Eurotiales; Aspergillaceae.
AAUAUUACGGUAACGCCUUGUAUCUCCACACCAGACGUCAUCCACUCAUUAUUAUUUUGGGCUUAUCGGCUUUGGCCCAUCUCUAAGGCAGUUCUCUGCUGAAGGAUCACUCGAGGCCUCCUUUGUUCUCUCGAAACUUUCUCCCAUAUCUGGCUUCUUCUUCCAUAUUUAUUGUCCUCAACACCGACUUCCUCUCACUCCUUUAUCCUCCUGAUCUUUGCUGUGAUUGAAAUUCCCCCUUCUAUCCACGGUUCUUCCUACCCCGCUGUCAGCGGGCCGUCCGAGUCAGCCGCUGUCGUCACCCACGGUUCACUCUCAGGUCAUAUACAGAGAUCUGUUGACCACCAUCAACCCACGAAUAUUUCGACCCGUUCUCUGGUCACACGGUCGAAGCUAAUCUACGGUAUUCAUGGCGCGGUACGACGACUACCGCUCCUCCUCCGAGAGGAUGGAGCGCACUCGAGAGCGCCGUUACUCUCGGCCUCCUGUCAUCGACCGUCCGCCCCGGUCCGAAGAAGAGCGCUUCGAAUCCCGUCUACACGAGGUUGACAGAUACGGUCCUCCUGCCCGCCGGUCGGACAGAUUUUACGAGGACGACCAUCUGGUUCAUAACUCGGGUCCACUGGUUACCUACGAACGGUCGCGCGGUGACAGCCCUCCCCCGCGCCCUCGCCUACUGCGCCGCCAGUCUUCCUUGGAUACGUUUGACCGCAUCCCCUCGCGCAAGCUAGAUGAAUACUACGUCCGCGGGCAUCUGCCUCGCGAGCCGCGUGCGCCUUCCAUUCCCCGGAGACGUCCCUCCCGCAGACACAGAGAGACUGAGUAUUACGAAGACAUUCGCAUCGCAGAGCCAGAUUACUACGGCGACGAGGAGUUCCGAAUCCUCCAGGAGCGAGAUCGGUACGCGGCUCAUCCGCGCCGGUCGACCGGUCGCGUUCGCGAGGAACUAGUUGAAGAGAUUGGAUACGAGAAGCCGUAUCCCCGCAAGGGCAAGACUCGCAUGCCUCGAAGACUGGUGCACACACUUGCGAUCAAGAAGUUGGGAUAUCCGUAUGAGGAAGAGGAGGACCGAAUCACGAUCCAGUUGGCUCUUUCGAAAGAGCAGAUCGACGAAGUCAUCAGCCUGAGUCGGGAGAUCAGGCGCCAGACAGAAACUCGGACCAUAUAUACUCGCCGGUCACCAUCGCCGAUUCGUGCGCGGCCAAGAGAGAGAACUGUUGAGCGACUUACGAUGGAGGCCAUCUCUCCCCGAGCCACCCAAGAGACAUGGAUCAUCGAAAGAUCGCCCUCCCGCCACCGAUCUCCGUCGCGCCAUUACGAGCUCAGCGAGAAGCGAGUGACGAGGGCUGUCUCCCGUACACGAUCAAUAUCAGUCCAUGGGCGCCGUCGCGGACUCUCCUCUCCAGUACGGCUGGUGGAGCGAUAUGAUGAUCACGUCGAUUUUGACAGGAGCGAUACCGGUCCUCUUGCCAUCGUCGUGCGCCCUCGAGACAGCGAUGAGGAUCUUCGCGAGCUCAGACGAUUGGAGAUCAGCGAACGAGACGAAAUGAUCCGUGACACCCAGCUCGCCCUUCCCAGUGGUGAGGUCGAGGAGAUUACCGAGGUGAGGAAAGACCGCAGAGGCCCCAAUCCCCGAAUUCUCCGCGCCAUGAUGGCAACCCUAACCUGAAGGAUGACUUUUAUGCGACUUCAUCCGACUUCAUCACGACUAACACCUUGUUUAUUCAUUUUCGGGUCUCUUGCUUCUUCGUUCCUGUAUCAUUAUGGAUGUAAUCCUUUUCCUUGGAGCAAUAUUUUUAUUUUCUGGCAAUGCUGGCGAGGCGAUUGACGAUGUUUAUCUCUUAUUGAAGAUAAAUUUGCUGAUUAAUAUACGACCCCCUGCGUUUGAUUGUUGCAUAUGUGCGACCUCGUGCAAUUUAUAUGUUUGCUUUAUCAUGAUUAUAUAUAUGGGCAUGUCGGCAGUUAACAGCAAUAGAUAAACCAGAGUGGUAA